Molecule: messenger RNA, 2682 nt
Organism: Populus trichocarpa (black cottonwood)
Lineage: Eukaryota; Viridiplantae; Streptophyta; Magnoliopsida; Malpighiales; Salicaceae
Product: probable auxin efflux carrier component 1c
Exons: 6
Coding region: 550-2379 (609 amino acids)
Biological process (GO): auxin polar transport; auxin export across the plasma membrane
Cellular component (GO): endoplasmic reticulum; plasma membrane
Molecular function (GO): auxin efflux transmembrane transporter activity
Source: RefSeq, a predicted model, not a curated record
CCUCUCCCAACCAAAAUGCUUUUUCUUUUCUACUACACACUUUUGUACUGCAAUUUAGGCCAUUGAAGAUCGAGCCAGAUACCAAUUUAACAAGAUAUAUCAAAUAAUUAUUUAUAUUAUAAUAAAAAUACUGCCCGAGGCCAUCAUCUCUCUCAUUCUCAAAUCCAAACAAAACUCAAAACAAAAGGGAAAAAAACAAAGAAAAUAAAAAAGCAGACCCUGUGCUUUGGGGACUGCAAGUGCAAGCUUGCUCUCGCAACUCUCAAAGCAAAGCUGUAUAUUGUAUAGUUCAAAAAGAAUUCCUCAAUUCUGUUUAUUACCACCCACUACUCCAUAACCCCAGAGCCACAUGCUUUGCCAUUCUCAUCAUCACCACAACCAUCACCAUCACCAUCACCAGCAGUUCAAGAACCAGUUUCGUCUUCAUCUUCUUCUUUUUCCUCUUUUAGCUAGCUCACACUUUGUUUGAUCUUGAACAACAUCAAUCUAUUCUUCUCAUUCAAAAGACUUAAUCUGCCAAAGUUUUGGGUUUUCAAAUAGUAACCAAAGAUGAUUAGUUUACUAGAUUUCUACCAUGUGAUGACUGCAAUGGUGCCACUUUACGUGGCCAUGAUUUUGGCCUAUGGCUCGGUGAAAUGGUGGAAGAUUUUCACUCCUGAUCAGUGCUCGGGCAUCAACCGUUUUGUGGCGCUUUUUGCUGUCCCUCUCCUCUCUUUCCACUUCAUAUCUACUAAUGAUCCUUACAAAAUGAACUUUCGCUUCAUAGCUGCUGAUACUCUACAAAAGAUCAUAGUUUUAGUAGUAUUAGCAUUUUGGACUAUGUUUAGUAAAAGGGGUUGCUUGGAAUGGACCAUUACAUUGUUUUCACUUUCAACACUGCCCAACACUCUUGUUAUGGGCAUUCCUUUGCUCAAAGGAAUGUAUGGUGAUUAUUCUGGUAGUUUAAUGGUGCAAGUUGUGGUCCUUCAAUGCAUCAUUUGGUACACUUUGAUGCUGUUUCUGUUUGAAUAUAGGGGUGCUAAACUGCUCAUCUCUGAGCAAUUUCCAGACACUGCUGGUUCCAUUGUGUCAAUCCAUGUAGACUCUGAUAUCAUGUCACUUGAUGGUAGACAGCCUCUAGAAACUGAAGCAGAGAUCAAAGAAGAUGGAAAGUUACAUGUCACUGUUAGGAAAUCCAAUGCUUCAAGAUCGGAUAUUUUCUCUAGAAGGUCUCAAGGUCUAUCAUCAACAACACCAAGGCCAUCAAACCUUACCAAUGCUGAGAUUUACUCCUUACAAUCAUCAAGAAAUCCAACUCCGAGAGGGUCUAGUUUCAAUCACACGGAUUUCUACUCAAUGAUGGCGGCUGGUAGAAACUCAAAUUUUGGUGCUUCAGAUGUUUAUGGACUAUCAGCAUCUCGGGGCCCAACACCGAGGCCAUCCAAUUUUGAAGAAGAGAAUGGUGGAAGUAACAAACCAAGGUUCCAUUACCACGCGCCAGGUGGUGCAACUCAUUAUCCAGCACCAAACCCUGGCAUGUUUUCGCCAACAACUGCAUCUAAAGGUGUUGCAGCAAAUGCCAAUAAUGCUGCUGCAAAGAAACCUAAUGGGCAAGCUCAACAGAAAGCUGAAGAUGGUAGGGACCUUCAUAUGUUUGUUUGGAGUUCAAGUGCUUCUCCUGUUUCAGAUGUUUUCGGUGGUCAUGAUUAUGGUGCCCAUGACCAGAAAGAUGUUAGGCUCGCUGUAUCUCCUGGAAAAGUUGAGGGGCAUACAGAGAAUCAGGAAGACUAUAAUUUAGAGAGAGAUGGUUUUAGCUUUGGAAAUAGAGGAAUGGACAGAGAAAUGAAUAACCCUGAAGGUGAGAAAGUUGGUGCUGCAGGCAAACCAAAACCAAUGCCCCCAACAAGUGUCAUGACAAGGCUUAUACUCAUCAUGGUCUGGAGGAAACUUAUCAGAAACCCCAACACUUACUCCAGCUUAAUUGGUCUCACCUGGUCCUUGGUUUCUUUCAGGUGGGAUGUACAGAUGCCUGCGAUUAUAGCUAAGUCCAUUUCCAUUCUGUCAGAUGCAGGGCUCGGCAUGGCAAUGUUCAGUCUCGGUCUGUUUAUGGCUUUGCAACCAAGGAUCAUAGCAUGUGGGAAUUCCGUCGCAGCUUUUGCUAUGGCUGUGAGAUUCCUUACAGGUCCAGCUGUCAUGGCAGCUGCUUCUAUUGCUGUUGGUCUAAGAGGCACGCUCUUACACAUUGCCAUCGUUCAGGCAGCUCUACCACAAGGAAUUGUCCCCUUUGUCUUUGCCAAGGAGUACAACGUGCAUCCUGAUAUUCUCAGUACAGCUGUCAUAUUUGGGAUGCUAAUUGCAUUGCCCAUAACUCUUGUGUACUACAUCUUAAUGGGGCUAUGAAGAGGAAAGAAAAAUACCUCGGAUAUUGGAAUCCAUGCAGACCCCAUCUGGGCUACUAGCUAGUGCAUGGAAAAACUGAAAGUCAAAAUUUUAAAGGACAGAGAAAAGCAGCCAUGGUGAAUCUUUCUGGCGAAAUGUCUUCUUUUGCCUCGAGAAGUUGUAAAAUUAAUGUUUGUAGUAAGGUUAUCAAUGAAAAAAAAUGAUGCCCUAGUUAAUUAGCUUUUCUUUAACCAUGUUCCCAGACAUUUAUGCUAGAAGUGCAACACAAAUUACAAAUGAAAAGAAGGGAAGGGAUCAUUCUUA